AUGUCUAUUGACUUUUCAAAGAAAUUUUCUAACGCAACGAACAAUGUUUUUGAAGAAAUUGUUAAUAUAGACUUCUCUGCGGUCGAAGUAAUUAUGGAACAUGCAAUUUCAUGCCGUGAAGUGGCAUAUUCGAUUCAAACAAACCCAGCUUUUGAAUUUCAUGGUUGUCAGAUAUCAACAAGUUUACAUGAAUUUAGAGACAAAUUGAUAACAGCAGAUUCUUCAUUACGAAAUGUGUACGACAAAAGUAGUGUGGUAUGUGAAUCAUUUGAAACAGAAAUCGAAACAAUGAUAAAAAUCAUGAAACGAAAAGGUGAAACUCAAUAUUUUAAGAAGAGGUUGAAUAAAUUAUUAACCAAAAUUAAGGAUCUCCGACGAUUAGUAGAAAAAUCUCAUAGAUUAAUACUUGACGCUAAAGAUAAUAAGCAUAAUAUCGAAGGUAAUAUUGAGAAGGGAUUAAGUGGUGCCGAAAAGUUUUGUUACAAUAAUGAACGAUAUUUGGCUGAUAUCGAUAAAGCUAAGGAAAAACUUGUGAUUGUCGAGGAUAGUUUAUACAAUUUACAUGAUACUUCUCAUCUUUUAUCUAAAAUGAAGUCAAUUUUGAUGGGUUAUGAAGAUAUAUUAUUAGAGAUUACUUCUGAAGUUUAUGGUGAGAAUUCAUUUGAAGUUACUAGAGCUGAUCUCAAUUCUUUAAACCUUGCUAUUGAUAAAUUAAAAGUAUGUCAUUAUAAAUUUACUCAGAGAUACGAAGUUUGA
This is a messenger RNA of Funneliformis geosporum, 756 nucleotides long. NCBI's taxonomy places the organism in Eukaryota, Fungi, Glomeromycota, Glomeromycetes, Glomerales, Glomeraceae. The record is from the annotation of a GenBank genome assembly.